AUGUUGUCAAAAGAGCCGAAACUAGUGUUAAUCAAAGCAACAAAAUUGAAAUCAUUUGGCAGAAGAAGAAGCAAUUCUUUCUGGUUUCCAGAAGGCAUUCGUUUUGGCAAAAGAUAUACAACUAAACAUAUAUACACUAAACGUUUAUAUAUCCUAUGGCUAUUAACUUUGCUUUUUCUAUCAUUUCUUAUCUACAAUUUUCUUGCCUAUGAAUACCAAAUUCUCCACAUUUGUCACAAUAAUAUACAUCGACAACAAAUCAGAUAUGACAAAAAUGGUGAAAUAGAAGAAAGAGAUCAAUUGGAUCGUCGACUUCCUAAGUGUAUAAUAAUCGGAGUCCGAAAGUGUGGCACUCGAGCUCUCCUUGAAUUCCUAAGCAUUCAUCCGUCAGUGAAGAAAGCCUCAGAUGAGGUCCACUUCUUUGACGACAAUUCCAAAUAUAGUUUAGGUUUUGAUUGGUAUCGAAAACAAAUGCCAUACUCUUUGCCUAAUGAAGUGACUAUUGAGAAAAGUCCGGCUUAUUUUGUGACCGAUUCAGUGCCGCAACGUAUAUAUCAAAUGAAUGCGUCGACAAAAUUAAUUAUAAUUGUAAGAGAUCCAGUCACCAGAUUGGUCUCAGAUUACGCUCAAUUGGCCGCCAAUAAGGCUAAUAAAAAUCGACAAAUGGCUUCAUUUGAAGAUUUAAUUUUAGUUAACGGCGACAAAAUCAAUACCAGUUAUAAAGCCAUUCGCAUCGGUAUUUACGCUAUGUUUUACUCGCGUUGGACUCAAGUAUUCCCGAAAAGUCAGGUCCAUGUCGUUGAUGGCGAUCGUCUUGUUUACGAUCCCUUUCCUGAAGUUCAAAAAGUCGAGCAGUUCUUAGGUUUAAGUCAUCGGAUUAGUCGCGAAAACUUUUCAUACAAUUCUACUAAAGGAUUCUUUUGUGUCCGAUUUAAUGGCACUUCAGAUAAAUGUCUAAAUGAAAGCAAAGGUAGAAGACAUCCACAAAUUGAUCCACAAGUGAUUCAAAGACUAAGAAGAUUUUACGCAUCGCAUAACAGACUUUUUUAUCAAUUGGUCGGUAAAGACUUUGGUUGGCCUGAGUUUUGA
Oppia nitens is the source of this 1089-nucleotide messenger RNA. Its product is annotated as heparan sulfate glucosamine 3-O-sulfotransferase 5-like. The record is from RefSeq and is a predicted model, not a curated record. Lineage: Eukaryota; Metazoa; Arthropoda; Arachnida; Sarcoptiformes; Oppiidae. The coding region runs from base 1 to 1089 and encodes 362 amino acids. The transcript has 3 exons. Gene Ontology annotation, molecular function: [heparan sulfate]-glucosamine 3-sulfotransferase activity.